Molecule: messenger RNA, 1896 nt
Organism: Oreochromis niloticus (Nile tilapia)
Lineage: Eukaryota; Metazoa; Chordata; Actinopteri; Cichliformes; Cichlidae
Gene: nkx3-2
Product: NK3 homeobox 2
Exons: 2
Coding region: 301-1098 (265 amino acids)
Biological process (GO): cell differentiation; regulation of transcription by RNA polymerase II
Cellular component (GO): nucleus
Molecular function (GO): DNA-binding transcription factor activity, RNA polymerase II-specific; RNA polymerase II cis-regulatory region sequence-specific DNA binding
Source: RefSeq, a predicted model, not a curated record
GUCACAGGUGAGGGCGUAUGGUGAAAAAAUUGGGUGAAAAGAGCUGGAGAUUGUAGUGAGUCCGGGUUGAUGGUAGAGCUAUGCAGCGGAGCAGCAUCGCUUCUGCGGAUGUAGCAGAAACUUUUUACGGCUUCUCCCGAGGGAUGCGACUAGAAACCAACACUGGAGGGGAAAAGUUAAGAGCCAGCAGCGAUCGACGGAGGGAGUAAAAUAAAAUGUGGAUGAACUGACAUUUACUCUACUAUCUGGGCCGGGUAAUUACUGAACCUGAAGUCAGAGCAAUCUUCGCUUCUUUGAAAAAUGGCCGUUCGUGGCAACUCGCUGAUGCCUUUCUCAAUCCAAGCCAUCCUGAACAAAAAAGACGACAGUCGACACUUGCCAGAUUUGGACAUGUGCUUCUCAAAGACUGCCUGCUGGAAAAUAUUUGGAGAGAUGGACGGCGGAUCGAGGAGAAACGAGAGUGAAGCUUGUGAGCCGACCGACCAGAAGAGCUACGACUCGGAUUCGGGACUCAGUGAGGACAACGACAGCAAGACUCCAGCCCCAUGUAAAUCGGAGAAAGACGGAGACCCUGCGUCGGAUGUGCCGGAGGAAAGCCUGCAGGAGGAGACGGACCACGAGUCUGCAGCUGCGGAAAACUCCAAGAGUGACACGGAGCCCGGUAAUGGCACGGAUUCCAGCAACCUGGACGAGAAGAGUCUGGAUCAACCUAAACAGCGGAAAAAGCGCUCCAGAGCUGCCUUCUCUCACGCUCAGGUCUUCGAGCUGGAGCGCCGUUUCAAUCACCAGCGGUACCUUUCCGGGCCGGAGCGGGCGGACCUGGCGGCCUCCCUGAAGCUCACAGAGACUCAGGUGAAGAUCUGGUUCCAGAACCGCCGGUACAAGACGAAACGCCGCCAGAUGGCCGCCGAUCUUAUGGCUUCAACCCCAGCAGCCAAGAAGGUAGCGGUGAAAGUUUUGGUGCGGGACGACCAGAGACAGUACAGCCCGGGAGAGAUCUUGCGGCCCCCGCUGCUCUCCCUGCAACCGUCCUACUAUUACCCCUACGCCUACUGCCUCCCUGCAUGGACGCUCUCUGCGUGUGCGGGGAACCAGUGAAAACUCGGUGACUGUAUUUAUUCACUUUUAUUAUUUUUGCUCCCAGGAAGCCCAAAUAGCUUUACUUCUGACAAGAGGAAGAGGCCUGAGGGGACUGCUCAACGUCUCUGAUUGAAUUUCCUCACCAUGUUGUCCAGGCAAGACAGCAAAAACUUUUCAUGGCUUUUCACAUCCUGAAAUACUUUAAAGCGACUCCUUCAUGUAUGUAGUAAGGUUUUUCCCCCCUCCAGGGACCCGUUAAAGAAACAGUUUCUCAUGAUUUAGACCCUAAAAUCAUAAGCGGAGAGACAGGACCUCCUAAAAAUGUCACUAUGUUAUCCUCUGAGGAGUGACACAGCAAUAAUAUUAAAGUAUUUGUGUCUUUGCUUGGACUCCCUCAAGGACCUCUGAAGCCCCCGGAACCUGUUCUGGAAACCGGAGGCCUGAGCAGACUGAAAAUGUCACCUUAUGUUGAUUUAUAUUUUACAUGCGCCUUCCUACCUCUGCAGUGAUUGGAAAUAGGCAUAUUCCAUUAACUUCUCAAACAGCUGUCUCUGUUGCAGGUUGUGUAUUUUUUUUUUCUCUUGCUGUGUUUGUAAAGGUAAGAUAAUUCAGCACUUUUGAGCAUAUACGUUACUUUAUUUCAAUGCAUUAUAGUGUGGUUCGCUGUUAGACUGAAAAGAGGCGGUUUGUUGAGUUACUGGCCUAUAGCAGGAAGCAGGCUAAAACAAGCCGACCUCCUAUUAAAAUGUACAUGUUUUAUUUGUGUUAAGUGACUGUUUAGAUCGAAAAACAUUAAAACAUAUCAGGCAUUACUUU